Messenger RNA from Heterotrigona itama, 813 nucleotides. NCBI's taxonomy places the organism in Eukaryota, Metazoa, Arthropoda, Insecta, Hymenoptera, Apidae. The record is from the annotation of a GenBank genome assembly.
AUGCCGGUUUGUGGAUUUCUAAUCGCUUACCUCGGAUGGGAAUCAGUGUUCUACGUGACCGGGACGAUAGGCCUCGCCUGGAGCGUGGCUUGGUUUCUUUUAAUAUUCGACUCCCCUGGUCAACAUCCGAGGAUCACGAUCGAAGAGCGCCGAUACAUCGAGGACUCGAUCGGUUCUACCUCUACGACCAAGCUCGAGCACUUUACCCGAUUCUUUUCGAUCGACUUGAUCGUGUCUCUUGCUCCUUCGCAGAACGGAAUGCUGUCGUCUUUGCCGUACCUUGGUAAAUACAUAUUCGCCGUCGCGACAUCUUCCGUGGCCGACUACCUGUUCAAAACGAACAGACUGUCAAUAACGACUAUCCCUGUGUUGAGUCCGGGGCUGUUGAUGAUCGUACAAGCGAAUUACGGAUGCGACCGUGUUACGUCCGUGUCGAUCUUCACGAUCGCUUUGACGAUCAACGGCGCGGUGACGGCUGGAUACCUCGGGAAUGGCUUGGACAUCGCGCCAAACUUUUCAGGCACCAUUUUCGGCAUGAUGAACACGCUCGGUUCCCUAGGCGGAUUCCUCAGCAGCUACAUGGUCGGCAGCAUAACCUACAAGAAUCAAACCUACGCUCGAUGGAGCAGAGUCUUCUGGACACUGGCAUCCACUUAUUGCUUCGGCGCAAUCACGUUCGCCAUUUUUGGUAGCGGUCAGUUGCAAACGUGGAACAACCCCGAGCAGAGGCAAGAGGACGAACGGACCAAGAUGGCGGACGUCGCCGAUCACCCGGAAGAGUUCCUCCCGCUGAAAGACAAGACUGUCCCUUGA